AUAUUAAUGACAGUUUAUAUGUAUGUAGUAUGUAUACAUCAUGUACAUAUCGACCAAUAAUAAGAUGUGCAGAUAAUACAGCUGCGAUAAGCGACCAAUCAUUUACAAAAUGAUUGUUAGUUUGUUAUAUCACUUAUAUUGUAAAGUAUACCAAGUUACGAAUGAAUAUAACGCAAUGUGCUUCUGAUAGAAGACGGUCAUGUUCAAUAUGGCUCGAAGUGACAUAAAAGAGAGACUCGAAGCUUAUAGACGUCGUAAACGAAGGGAAGAAAUGAUAGAGUUUAUUAAGAAUGUGAUAAAAACUGUCCUACCGUGGAAUGGAAAUAAAUCAGUUGAAGAUUCUUCAGUGGCAGCACCGUUAAAAUCCGAUAUCAAGGAUGACCAGGAUGCGGAAAGUACCUGUUCAGAUGACAGUGUAGACCAAUCACAAUGUACAAUGCUAAGAAUAGUGAUAUAUCUACUGUAUUUUCUUUUAUGGGGUACCUUGUAUAUAAUUGCCAUUCAAUAUGAAUUUGGAGCAGUAUAUUUUAUUUUGUCUACAUUAAUAUUUAUUUGUCUAAAUACUCGAUCUAAACCAAAAAAAUCAGGUGAACUUAGUGCCUAUUCUGUAUUUAAUCCAAACUGCAAAGCUAUCGAAGGAACACUUGAUGCUUCUCAAUUUGAGAGAGAAAUAAGAUAUGGUAUAGGAAACAUACAUUAAUUUAAAGUUGUAGAACAUUUAAAUUGAUCUAAUUUAUCACAGGUAAAAAAUAAUACAUAUUUUGUACUCACUUGUAUGUAUAUAAAUGUUUGUGUCUGUAUAAUUCAUAAUGAUAUGCAAAUGAAAAAUAGGAACUCCAAAAUAAAAAAUUAAGCUAAGUAUAUGAUAAAAGUGUCAAAAAACAUCAAUGAUAAUUAUUAAAUGUUACCACAGAAUUUCAAAAGACAAUUCCAUAUCUAACGUUUUGUACUUUUAUAUUUUUUCUAUCGAUCUUGUAAAAGUUGUAUAGCAUUUUCAUAACACUUUACCACUUCGUUCAUGUACAUUAUGAUUUUGUUUGAAGGCUCAUGACUCAAUCUAAAAAAUUUUGACCAAUCAGUUCUGGAUUGGUUUUGCUUAUCAGGACAUAGAAGAAUUCUAUCCAAAUCCAUCAGUAAAUCAUUUAGUAUCCUUGUGUCAAGUGUGCUGUAACAAAAAAAGUAUAGAUUCUCUAGAUUUCUGAAAUGUUGUAAUUUGUAGCAUGUAAAUAUAAGAAUUUUAUGUAGCUUGUAAAAAUUACAUACUUGAUGUUGUCAACUGUA
Bombus pascuorum is the source of this 1281-nucleotide messenger RNA. RefSeq lists its product as uncharacterized. The transcript has 2 exons. Lineage: Eukaryota; Metazoa; Arthropoda; Insecta; Hymenoptera; Apidae. The record is from RefSeq and is a predicted model, not a curated record. Bases 200 to 700 code for a protein of 166 amino acids.